Megachile rotundata (alfalfa leafcutting bee) is the source of this 12527-nucleotide messenger RNA. It is a transcript of the gene bchs, whose product is annotated as WD repeat and FYVE domain containing 3 bchs. NCBI's taxonomy places the organism in Eukaryota, Metazoa, Arthropoda, Insecta, Hymenoptera, Megachilidae. The record is from RefSeq and is a predicted model, not a curated record. Gene Ontology annotation, molecular function: protein binding; metal ion binding.
UCGCGUUGCCCAUGGACCGAAGAAAUCGUCGAAUAUGAAGAUGGCUGCUGCCACUGAAAUAUUAAAUACCCAUACUGAUAGAGCAAUUUUUCGAAAGAAAAUGUAGGAUUUUCUGAUUUCCGACGCGUUUCAGCAAAUAUUAAGUAUGAACAUAAUGCGUAAAUUACGAGGGGGUACUAGUGUCGGAGGUAUGGGUUCCAGCGGUGCUGGUGGUUUAGAUGAUAGUGCAGGAGGUACAAAUCCUCAGCAUACUGCUUUGGGUCUUAUGCACCUUAAAAAACUUUUUUCUGAAUAUACCCAUCCCCCACAUCCCCUCUCGGAUGCUGAACGUGAUGAUAAACUAUAUAAUAUGUUGCCAUUAUUUUGUAAAGUAUUUGGAUCUAGUCCAGCAGGAGAUAUGAGUGAAAAAUUUUGGGAUAUCUUGGCAUUUACGCAACAAGUAUCUAGACUAAUGGUAUCUGAAAUUAGAAAAAGGGCAAGUAAUCAGAGCACUGAAACUGCAAGCUGUGCUAUUGUAAAAUUUUUAGAAAUUGAAAACAGUGAAGAAUCGAGUAAUGGUUGGAUGUUAUUGUCUGCACUAAAUUUGCUUGCAGCAGGUGAUACUUCCCUGAUACAGGCAAUGACUACUGCUUCUGUUCCAUCAACAUUGGUUAAAUGUUUGUACCUGUUUUUUGAUUUACCUGAAAUGAUUGACGAUGAAGCUGAGAUUACAGACACAAAUAGCGAAUUUACACCAAAACAACGUAGAAUACUUUUACAAAAAAUAUUUGUUCAGCUAUUGGUGAGACUGUGUAGUCACCCUUAUCCAGCAGAAGAACUUGCCCGUAAAGAUGAUCUAACUUUACUAUUCUCAGCAAUAACUUGUUGGUGUCCUCAUUACAAUGUAAUGUGGCGCAAAAGUGCAGCAGAAGUAUUAAUGACUUUGUCACGACAUGGACUUACUCAAAAUGUAGUAAGCUACAUUCAUAAUAAAGGAUGUAUAGCGUUAUGUGUUGAUAAUAUGCAACGUGUACCUGAACUGGCACCAUUGGAAGUUGUAGAAAUGUUUGUCACAGUAUUCUGUUUUUUAAAAGACUCUAGCGAGGUAUCUCAGACACUCCUGGACGAUUUUCGCGCUUGUCAAGGAUAUAUCUUUCUAUCAGAAUUUUUACUAAAACAUGCUCCAUCACGGUUAGAACAAGAUAACAGAGCAGAGGCACAAGAUGCCAUUCGGAAUUUAGUGCUUAUGCUAGCAUCUUUAACAAUGUGUGGACACACAGAAUUAAAGCCAAGUCAAGCUAGCAUGGGAUCUCUAUUUCAGAUGCUUGGUUUUACUUUACCACAACCAAGUAAUAGAGGAGGGAGUGUUCGAAAUAUUCAGGCAUUUCAAGUAUUACAAUCUGUUUUUGUAAAAUCGAAUUCACCUCUUUUAUGUUGUACAAUUCUUGAUGCAAUAUCUAGCGUAUAUCAUAGUGACAAUGCCAAUUAUUUUAUACUUGAAGGACAAAAUACACUAUCCCAAUUUGCAGAAAAGAUUCACCUAAAAAAUCGAGAAAUACAAGUAAAAUUCUUUCAGCUAUUGGAAUUUAUAGUGUUUCAACUUAAUUUUGUGCCUUGUAAGGAACUUAUAUCUUUAUCUAUAUUACUCAAAACAAAUAAUUCCACUAGCUGCAGUAUCUUAUGCAUGGAAACACUUCUUAAUAUCCUCAGGCAUAAUAAUAUCUUUAAGGAUGUCUACAGAGAAGUGGGUAUGUUGGAAGUCUUUGUUACAUGUCUUCAUCGUUAUGCAACUCUGCUUAAAGAUAAACAAGCUGCACAUGAUCAAGGAAUAGAAUAUAAAAUCUGCCCAGAGGAUGAACGAUUGGGUGCCUUAGUAAUGGAAGCCUUGACGACAUUGUUAGCAGGCAAUGUUCAAAAUGCUAAUGUUUUUAGGGAAUGUGGUGGAGCACGUUGCGCGCAUAAUUUAGUACCAUAUAUGGAUUGUCGUUAUCAAGCACUUGGUAUUGUUAGAGAAUUAAUACUUAGCGCAGGAGGAGAUGAUGACAUGGCAACUCUGCUAGCAGUCAUGCACUCAGCACCCUCUAAUGCUUUGGUAUUAAAAACACAUAUAUUAAAGUCUUUAUUGGCUUGCUUACGAGAGUCUCAUCGAACAAGAACGGUUUUUCGAAAAGUGGGAGGUUUUGUAUAUGUGAUGUCAGUGUUAGUAUCUUUGGAGGGUCAAUUAGGCAUGCAGAGAUCAGAAGACACUGAACCUUGUAAUGAUAUAAUAAAAAGAACGUCACAGGAAGAAGCCCAAUUAUUAGUCCUUUUACAUGUGGUGUUUCACACAAUAAGUACAGCUAUGAGAUUUGAACCAGCAAAUGCAAAAUUCUUUCAUCAUGAGAUAUGUCAGUCGAGUUUGUGUGAUACGUUACGACUUCUCGGAUGCUUCUCGACACAGACAAAGCUUACUGAAAUAGAUAUAAUACCAACUAUGAAUUAUCAUAAUGUGUUAUCAACGCUAUUUACUGGAAGCGUACUAGAACCUGUAUUUCCAGACAUUAUGCCAAAGACAUUAGCAUAUGCAUGCUUAUUACUACGACUUCUAUACGAUGUAGCACUUGACUCCUUUGACAAGCCAAAUUUGGCAGGUUUAGGAAUGAGAUCGCCAAGUCACAAACAAAACAGCGUUGAGCAACAAAAAUCUUUUGAUUCUCCGGGUAGUGGAAAGAGAAGCAUCAUUAAUUCUUUAAAUUUAAGUCCUCCUACUCCUGAACCAAUUGUUGUUCAUCCUGGCAUAGUUGUUGGAAUGUUACAUUUACUUCCAUCAAUCUCAGAACCAUCAAAUCCACAAGUAGCUUUAGCUUUACAAUUAUAUGUCGCUGAAAUCAUUAAAAGUUUAGUGCGUUCUGAGAGAAAUCAGCAAAUAAUGUGUGACGCUGGAAUGGCGGGUGAAUUAUUGUCUGUGGGCAGAAUCGCUUUACAAGAUGAAACACAUCCUUUACAUCAACCAUUACAGUACAUCAUAGAAAGACUUGCAGCACAGUCUUUAGAACCACGUGAUUUAAGAGAAUUUUUACGUUUGGGUGAUCCAUUGUGUUGCAUUUCGCUCGAUGAUAUUGAACCAAAUAAACCUCGAGGGGGGCCUGUACCACUAACUCGUAUUAAAACUUUAGUAUCAAUGACAACACCGAAAGAUUUUCGCGCCCACGGUUCUUGUACUUUACCACCUUUUGUAGAACUUGAUAUGAGUGCAGAAGGAUUUGCAUGUCUAUAUUUACCUAGUGUUGCACCACAAAGUACAACUCCGCCUACAGUUGUAGCUGCUGACAGUAGUGUACUUGGUGGAAUUGGUUCAGGCGAUAGAUUAUUUCCUCCACAAACUGGUUUGACUUACAGUACAUGGAUAUGUGUUGAUAAAUUUAGUGAUCCUAGAACUGAUCCCCACUGUGUACGAUUAUUGACAUUAGUACGUACUCCACAGUCAGCAAAAGAUUUAAUUUGUUUGACUGCAGUACUUAGUGCAAGAGACAAAGCUAUUAUUGUAUCCACACAAGAAACUGCAAUGCCACAAAAUGUAGGUGAAUGGGAACCAGAAGGGACUGGUGAAUGUGGUGCAAGGGUCUGGUGUCCUGACUUACUUGAGGGGCAGUGGCAUCAUAUAGCUAUCGUAUUAAACCGUGCUGUGUUAAAGAAUUCAAGUUUCUCAUUAUACUUAGAUGGUCAACAUAUUCAUAGUCAAAAGCUUCAUUAUAUUACACAAGUUCCUGGAGGAGGUGCAGCAAAUUUAACAGUGGCAUCUCCAGUGUACGGCUAUAUAGGAACACCACCUUGUUGGCGAAGGUAUUCAAGGCUUACAUGGAAACAGGGGCCAUGUCAUUUAGUGGAAGAAGUAUUUAAUUCGCAAAGCAUAGCAACACUAUUUAAACUAGGUCCACAUUAUAUGGGUAGUCUGCAAGCUCCACAACUAUCAGCACAAGAACCUUUAAUGUCGCUUGUUGCAGAAGAGAAAGUUGUGUUUGGAUUAAAUGCUAAAGCAAUGUCUCAAUUAACAUUAGCUAAAAUUAGGAAAGUUUACAGCCGAGCUGAUAAUAAAUCAAUUGCUAAACAACUUGGUAUGUCAUCGCACGAAAAUGCCACACCUAUUAGAGUUCUUCAUAAUUCAGCGGGUCAUCUUAGUGGACCAGCAAGAGCCCUAGGAGGUGUAGUUGUUGGUUAUCUUGGUGUUCGAGUCUUUAGUCCUCGACCCGUCGCUACAAUGAUUGAUAAUGUAGGAGGAUGCUCAGUGUUGUUGGGUUUGAUAGCUAUGGCUCAAGAUGUAGAGUCCUUAUAUGCUGCUGUCAAAGCGUUAGUUUGUGUUGUCAGAUCCAAUCAAACGGCCCAACAAGAAAUGGAUCGACGAAGAGGAUAUCAAACAUUGGCGAUGUUACUACGUAGGAAAUGUCCUCUUUUAAAUAGUCACAUUUUGCAUCUUACGUUUAGCCUUGUUGGUACUGUUGACAGUGGUAGAGAAACUAGUGCAAUCCCGAAUGUUAUGGCGUUUCAAGAUCUCUUAUGCGAUUUGCAAGUUUGGCACGAAGCACCAGGAGAACUUCUAAGAUCACUUCUAGAGCAUUUGUAUGAAUUAAUAGCAGAGUCAAGUGAAAAGCGAACAAAUUUACGUUUAAUGAGAGAUCUGCAAUUGGUUCAUAAAUUGUUGCAUAUUUUGAGCGAUGUAAAGCAAAGUACUACACGACAAAUUUUGCUCGCAUUACUUAGUAUUUUAUUGAGUCAACCUAGACAAGCUGACUUACUUUGGUUUGGGCAAUUUAUCGUAGCUACAUUACCCCAGAGUUCAGAAAAGCAUUUAAUCCUUCGCGAAAGUGAAGGGAAUAAAGAAGGCGAAGGAGAACAUAUACUGCUGAGAAAUCGUUGUUUGCAACUUCUACAUUUUUUAUUAUUUAAUGGCCCCAACGUGAAUGUAAAUAUGUGUGAAGAAUUAGCUAAAGUAUUAGGGUUAGACUGGAUAUUAUUAUUUCUUCAAUCUGGCCUGCAUAGCACUACAGUGAUAUGGGGAUUGCGAAUUUUAGUAGCUGUAUCUUCUGUACAACCAAUACUACAGAAAUUUAAGGAAGGAACCAGUAAUGGCGGAUGGUUACGUCAUACAGAUCAUAAUAAGAUGGCAUUAGCGCUUGGUUGUCACCAGCAAAUGUCAGGUGGUGAAUCAAAGCCAUCUGGCCUUCAUGUACCAGGAUUUCAACAUUUGGGAUGGUUGUUACCGCAACAUGUGGAUUUGGUACCAGAGUUGUACUUUCUAUUCAUUGCUCUUAUGAUGGGACAACCCGUCAAGUUAUUGCCUACCGACUCAAAAGUCAUUUUAAAACUUGAUUUGAAUAAUGUAUGGAACUUUCUAUUCGGCGUCCCAGCAAAUCAUACGCGAUCAUCUUUUGCUAGUAGAAUUAAUCUUUGUCCCGAGGCCGUGGUUACUCUACUAGCAAUGGUACGAACGAUGUUGAAUAAUUAUUCGAUAAACCCCGAAUCUUUGCCUGAAUGGUUAAGCGAUUAUCCAGUGACAAUAAUACAGUUCCUGUUCUUCCUUUAUCAUAAUUUCACUGACUUCGUGCAAGUGUUCAUGUCUGCAGAAGUGUUGGGUGCACUAGCUGGUACUUUAUUUCCAAAGCCUGCAAAUUCCAGUCAAGACAGCAGCGGAGCUAGUACUCCAGCAGAUGAGCAAGAACCAGUGUUGGUCAGAUCUCCGUCGAAGGACGUUGGUCUAACAACUCAUCCCGCAAAGAAGUUUGUUAUGGACUUUUUACGAGUUAUCGUAGUGGAUUCUCUUUCUUUACCAGUCACCGCGAAAUCUCCACCAGUUAUUGAUUUAGUUCUGGAAGCGUGGCCAGAAUAUGCCUCUACAGGGCAACAAACACGCUAUCAAACAGAAGUCUUAUCCAUUUUAAUGGAACACUUAUUAGUUGCGGAUGUUCUGAUCGGUGAUCAAGCAGCUUUACCUGUUGUUCCUGGUGGAUCAGUGAACAAUAUAACCAAUAAUGUGUGCUACGUUGCAGCCAGAAUAAUAGAUAAAUUAUGGCAGGGUGCCCUAACGAAAGAUCCGCAUGAAGUGUUCGAUUUUAUUGUAAAAUUGAUUGGGCAAGCAAAAAGACGACCUGGUAUUGUUAGUAUGGAGGGUCUUCAUCAUUGUUUAAAUAGAACAAUUUUAUUUUUACUUUCACGACCCACAGAUUCAAUAGCUGAUCAAAUGGCGGUGUUAGAAGCAUUGCAUAAACUUACCACUCACAGGUUAUUGGUUUUUGGCGCUGGUAAUCAUGAAUUGGAAUUCAUUGGCUGCUUAACCUACUGCUUAUUGCAGUUAACAGCUGACAUAAAAAUUAUGCUAGAUACUAAUGCGAAAACUACAUGGCACGUUAAUCCCCAAGUCGAAGCAAGUGACGAUAGACUGACAUCUCAUCAAGGUCACAAUUUGAUGGCUGUUGCUGCAACGAGAGUUUGGGAAGAAUUAUAUGUUUGUAAAAAGCCUGCUAUAGAAGAAGUUUUUAAAAUCACUCUUCCAGCACCUGUAGGUAACGAACGAGCUCCUGAAUUAUCUGUAGUGAGAGAUCAAGUACACGAAGCUGCAACCAGGCUUUGGUUAAAUUACGUUGUCAUGGAAAGAAAAGCUUCGUACAGAGUUCCUUGGGAACUUCAUAAUCAAAUACAAUCGAAAAUUCAAAAGGUAACCGGAGGUUUAACGAGACUGGCCAGUCGAACAAAAGUUAGGAAGGAAGAAUCCGUACGUGUUAGAUUAAGAUUACAUCAGAAUACUGUAGCGCAAUGGACGGAACAACAUAUCGCGUUGGUCCGGGAACUGGCUGCAGCGAAACGAUUGCAAUAUAUACAAACGAAUCAACAUACUCAACGUUACGUAUAUCAAGAAUGGUUACAAACCGAAACAGAACUAACUAGAGAACGUGGUCUUUGGGGACCACCGACACCCACUAGACUCGAUAAAUGGAUGUUAGACAUGACCGAGGGUCCAUGUAGAAUGAGGAAGAAAAUGAUGAAGAACGAACUCUUCUAUAUACAUUAUCCUUAUCGACCCGAGUUAGAGCAUCCUGAUAACAAACAAUUGAAGUACAAAGUUGCAACAAGCACUGACAGUAAAGAGUAUUAUUUAAAACAACUUGGUAAUUCAUCUGGCAUGUUUGAAAGAGAACGAGAUCCUGUUAUCGAUGACACCCCAUUAAAUGUUAAUGAAACGUCUACGGAAAGUGAACCACCUAUGGUACCAUGUACAUUAGAACGUCAUGCCAGUGAACCGGAUGAGGCGCCUGAGGAUAAUGAACAAGAAGAAGAAAAUAAUCAGACUGUUCCAGACAAUCAAACUUUGAUACGACUGUUAGAGGAGCACGAGAAGAUAAGUCACAUGUUCAGAUGUGCCAGAAUUCAAGGUUUAGAUACGACUGAAGGUUUACUGUUAUUUGGAAAAGAACACUUCUAUGUAGUUGAUGGGUUCACAUUGUUAAAAUCCAGAGAAAUAAGAGAUAUCGAAAGCUUACCCGAUGCUUACGAACCAAUUUUACCAUCGCCAGGUUCUCCUAGAAGAUCUAGAGCCAUGAGGCAGUGUUCGAAAUUCAACUAUGAAGAUAUCAGGGAAGUCCAUAAAAGAAGGUAUUUAUUACAACCUAUGGCGUUGGAAGUAUUUAGCGGAGAUGGUAGGAAUUAUUUAUUAGCAUUCCCACGAAAAGUAAGAAACAAAGUGUAUCAAAGAUUUAUGACAUUUGCGACGGCAAUCGCUGACAGUGCUCAGCAAUCUGUUGCCGGUCAGAAAAGAACGGCAAAUGUGGAACAGGCUACUGGCCUGCUUUCAAAUCUAAUUGGAGAAACUUCAGUUACUCAGCGAUGGGUGAGAGGAGAGAUUUCAAACUUUCAGUAUUUGAUGCAUCUUAAUACUUUAGCUGGUCGCAGCUAUAACGAUUUGAUGCAAUACCCAAUAUUCCCAUGGAUUUUGGCUGACUAUGAUAGCGAAGAAUUGGAUCUCACUGAUCCAGAUACAUUUAGAGACUUUAGUAAACCUAUGGGUGCACAGAGCCCAGAAAGAUUAUUACAAUUCAAGAAAAGAUACAAAGAGUGGGAUGAUCCACAUGGAGAAACUCCUCCUUAUCAUUACGGAACCCAUUAUUCUUCUGCAAUGAUAGUAUGUUCUUACUUGGUAAGGAUGGAACCGUUCACGCAACAUUUUCUCCGGUUACAGGGUGGACAUUUUGAUCUGGCGGAUAGAAUGUUUAAUAGUAUAAAAGAAGCUUGGCUCUCAGCAUCUAAACACAAUAUGGCUGAUGUCAAAGAACUUAUACCAGAAUUUUUUUAUCUUCCAGAGUUUCUUGUAAAUUCUAAUCACUUUGAUUUAGGUUCUAAACAAAGCGGUGUACAGUUGGGGGAUAUUGUACUUCCGCCAUGGGCAAAACAGGAUCCUAGAGAAUUUAUACGCGUGCAUCGCCUUGCUUUGGAAUGCGAUUAUGUAUCACAACAUCUGCAUCAAUGGAUUGACCUAAUAUUUGGCUGUAAACAAAAUGGGCCUGCUGCAGUUGAAGCAGUGAAUGUAUUUCAUCAUUUAUUCUAUGAAGGCAACGUUGAUAUUUACAAUAUUGAUGAUCCUCUAAAAAAGAAUGCUACUAUUGGAUUCAUCAACAACUUUGGUCAAAUACCGAAACAACUGUUUAAAAAACCACAUCCAGCGAAAAAGAUGACGCAAAGAACCAGCGUCAUCGACCCUGGACCUAUUACUCCUGGCUUAAGCAUUACCACAUCUGACAAAUUGUUCUUCCAUAACCUUGAUAAUCUGCAACCCUCGCUUCAACCUAUUAAAGAACUGAAGGGUCCUGUUGGACAAAUACUUCACAUUGAUAAAGCAGUAUUAGCUGUGGAACAAAAUAAAACGCUUAUUCCUCCAUCAUAUAACAAAUAUGUUGCAUGGGGUUUCGCAGAUCAUUCCCUCAGAAUAGGAAACUAUGACAGCGAUAAAGCAAUAUUUGUCUGUGAAGCUAUGAUACAAAGUAGCGGUGAAAUAGUAGCUUGCGUUUGUCCGUCUUCCAAAUCAAUAGUAACUGCUGGCACAAGCUCUGUUGUGACGGUUUGGGAAUAUACCAAGAGACAACUUUCUAUUAAACAAUGUUUGUACGGUCACACCGAUGCUGUUACGUGUUUAUCAUCAAGUCCAGCAUACAAUGUGAUUGUAUCAGGAUCUCGCGACGGUACGGCAAUCAUAUGGGACUUGUCUCGAUGUUUGUUUGUUCGUCAACUUAGAGGACACGCAGGACCGGUAGCUGCAGUAGCCAUAAAUGAAUUGACGGGAGAUAUAGCAACGUGUGCAGCCACAUGGCUACACGUAUGGAGCAUCAAUGGAGAGGAACUAGCAAGUGUCAACACGUGUGUUGGUCGUGCAGAUAGAAUGCAGCAAAUUUUAUGCGUUGCUUUCAGUCAAACCCACGAAUGGGAUUCGCAAAACGUUAUUAUGACAGGAUCGACGGACGGUGUAGCUCGUAUGUGGUCGAUGGAUUAUGUACAAGUGCCUGCAGAAGAAGAAAAGCCAGAGGAAGUUUCUGUUACCAAAGAGAAGAAUACCAAGAUAAAUACAAACGACGAUCAAAAUGAGGAUACUAAAAAACGGGUACAUGAAUUAGUUAAACAAAUGAGUAUUUCUGCCGAAGGAUCAAGUAUGCUUGCAAAGAGCGGCUCCGAGAGUAGUCUAUCGGAAGCGGAGAAUUCGAAGGAAGCGUCGAGAUUGCACGAAGAGAAAGAAGAAUGUUCGGACAACGAGUCGAGCAACGGUUCGAGCAAUAAACCAUCGCCGCAAAACAACAACACGCCUACGGUCGUGCUUCGAAGGAAAAGUCGAGGAAAUCCGAUGUUUCGGAAAAGCGAGGGCGGUGGACGCGCGGACAGCGAGGGUACACAAACGAGUGAGUUAUCCAGCAAUGCUGGAGAUUCCGAGGGAGCUCUGCGAGCUAGUAAAAGUGAUACUAGUUUAACGGAUAGCUUCGUCAUGGUUACCGAAGCUGAUACGAAACCUAAGAAAAUUAAUCCACAGAAUAUUUUGAGAGACGGUUUUAAGUGGCAACGACAGUUAGUGUUUAGAAGCAAAUUAACGAUGCAUACUGCGUAUGAUCGCAAAGAUAAUGCGGAACCGGCAUCUAUAACGGCUCUAGCAGUAUCAAGGGAUCAUAGGACAGUAUAUGUUGGAGAUACAAGAGGAAGAGUGUUUUCAUGGAGUGUCUGCGAACAACCAGGACGUACAGUGGCUGAUCACUGGUUAAAAGAUGAAGGAGCUGACUGUUGUGUUGGUUGCGGUGUUAGAUUCAAUCUUUAUGAGAGGAGACAUCACUGUCGUAACUGUGGACAGGUGUUCUGUUCAAAGUGCAGUCGAUUCGAGUCGAAAAUAUCGAGGCUUGGAAUUUUCAAACCUGUUAGAGUUUGUCAAGGUUGUUACUCGUCAUUACGCUCCCAGCAUUCUGCUGAGAGCAGCACUUAAAUAUAACAGUCUGUUGUACGGUUUCGUGUAAGUUAUUGGUUCUAGAAGAGGUACAGAAUGUACAUAAUCACGAAGUACCUCUUUGUGUCUCUGUUUCGAAUUGUUGUGCAAGAGAAAUGAAACUGUGCAUUUCAUUUUUUGUUCGUAUCUUCUGUUAUGACACUCUUGCAUUUCUAAGAGAAAGGCAGGAAAACUGAUCGCUGCAUUUCAAUUUUUCGUAUGAUCAAAUAGAAUUGAAAUUAUUUCAAUUUCUUUUUAUUUAUAUAAUUGAUUUAUGAACCUUGCAAUACAUUUCUGUCGAUGUUAUAACGUUGCAUAUGUAUACUUUUUACUAUUCUAAUAAACUAGGAUUUCCUAGAAAGAAUCGGCCUGGUUCACUUUAUCGACAGGUUUGUAUUGGACGGAUAUCAGUAUUGUGGAAAUUGACGUGACAAUGAAAGUCUACAAAGCACACAUUGCGAAACACGAACACGUUCUUCGUUUUUGAAUUUCCAAUCGUUUCUGAUACUUUUCUACGUCGUGUAUGUUUAUACUUUAUACUUGUCGAAGAACAACGUGUACAGUCAGAUUUUAUGUUAUAUAUUUAAUUCAUUUCUUUUUUUAACGAUGAAAUCAUGUAUAAUAUCGAUAUUUAAUGUGCGUGAUCUGUGAUUCUUUUCUUUCCUAUUUUAAUUUAAUGAAUUUAAGAUAAAUAAAUUUUGAACGUUGUUAUUAAUAACUACGUAGAACGCUAUGUACUAUUUAUGCGAUUAAUUUCCCUGUCACAAUGCUUAUAUCGUUUCUUACAUUGAUUAUAUUAAACAAUUAUUUUAAAUUAUUAGUAGAAAAAUGAUACCAGAUGUCAAUAUUGUUAAUGGAAAAAUAUAAGAUUCAGUAUCUUGAAAUUUACCAAAAAUUAUAACUGCACCGAGUAUUGUUCGCACUGUUCUCUUCUACUUUAUAUUUUACUUGUAAUUACAAUUGAAUAAAAUGUUAAUUUAUUUGUUUCUUUAUAAAAUAAAUAUGUUCUGUACAUAACACAGUGAUAAUACUCGGUGUGAACUAUUAUAAGAAUUGUCAGUGGUACGUAAUUUAUUACUGUACCAUGAAAAGCAGGUCUUUUAUUUUUCCAUUGCAUAGAAUUGAAAUAUUUAUAGUCUUGAAAUUCAAGAAUAUAUAUGUUAUGAUCUAAAGAAAAAGAAAAAAAGAGAUAUGCAAUUGCAAUGCACCCUUUGUGACCGCUGCCUCUACAGGUAUAUACAUAUAUAUAUAUACAUAUAUAUAUAUAAUAACUUGUAACUUUAUAAUAGACAAUACCAUAAUUAUGUAAAAGUGUUAUUAACUGUAAGAUGGUUAAAUGGAAACCAUAGACUCUAAAACCAGCAGUAAUGUUAUAAGCAAUGUCAUAAAUGUGGAAUACGCUCGUUUGUUCACAAAUUAUAUAUCGUGAUCGUAUCUGUAAAAUUAAUAGUAACACAACAGAGGUAAAUUAAAAACGUGCUCUUGGAUAAGCGUUUUAUAGAAUUUUGAAAUGGUACAGAAUCGUGAAAGCAACAUAUUUCUGGGGAAAAAAAUUAAAUUUAUCUAAAGGCUAACAAGAAUCCAUGAGCAGGCGAAAUAUACAAAAAUUUGUAUAAAUAAGACAACCGCGGUAUUUAAAGAGAAAAAAAGUUGUCUCCUUGUAUGAAUAACGAAUUCUACCAUUUGUAUUCUAUCGACGAUACACUUCCAUUUUUCUAAAGGCACAAAUUUUAUAAGGAACAAGAAUAAGAGAUAGUGCGACGAUUAAAUAUUGUGAAUGAGGAGGACACAACUUAAAUACGUCAAAUAUUGUUUUAAUGUGGUACAACAGAGUACUACCAUGACUAGUCAAAUAUAAUUACAAGCACAAUGUUAACGAGCAUCCUUUCAAAAAGGAUGCAUUUGGUACGAGGUUCAAAAAUAGAUGCUGGAAAUGGUGUGCAUGAGCUUUAACACUUGAAACUCUUAAUUAUGCAAUCACAUAAAAAGAGUUAUCAAAUAAUAUCUUAUGCAAGUAAUAUCUGUGUGUCAUUAUUAAAUGCCAGUUCUAAUAAAACAUUGCCAUUUA